Molecule: messenger RNA, 993 nt
Organism: Aspergillus pseudotamarii
Lineage: Eukaryota; Fungi; Ascomycota; Eurotiomycetes; Eurotiales; Aspergillaceae
Product: oxidoreductase, short-chain dehydrogenase/reductase family
Exons: 1
Coding region: 1-993 (330 amino acids)
Source: RefSeq, a predicted model, not a curated record
AUGGCACCCACUUUCAACGAAGAGACAAGGGCCAGUGAUCUUGUCCGCCACUAUAGCCCUCAGAUUUCUGGCAAGACCAUUUUGAUCACCGGUGUCUCCCCAGGUAGCCUUGGUGAAAGCUUCGUCAAGCAAGUUGCCGUCGCACACCCUGCAACUUUUAUCCUCGCCGGUCGCUCAAUCCCCAAGAUGCAGGGCCUCAUAGAGGAACUCAGCAAUACGAACCCACGCAUCACAGUCAAGCCUCUCGCGCUUAACCUGCUCUCAUUCGCCGAUGUCCGCAAAGCAGCCGAAACCGUCAAUUCCUGGACCGACGUGCCGAACAUAGACGUCCUCGUCAACAACGCCGGCAUCAUGGCCGUGCCCUACAAACUAACCGAGGACGGCUUCGAAAGCCAGUUCCAAACAAACCACCUCAGCCACUUUCUCUUCACCAACCUUAUCAUGGGGAAGAUCCUGGCCUCGGAGACCCCGCGCGUGGUCCUCGUCUCAAGUGGCGUGCACCGCAUCGGCCAUAUCCGCUGGUCAGAUUAUAACUUCAGCGAAGGCAAGACCUACCAGAGGUGGCUGUCCUACGGCCAAUCCAAAACGGCUAAUGCCCUGAUGGGUCUCGCACUGGCUGAGAGACUCGGCUCCCGAGGCCUCCUAGCCUUUCCACUCUGUCCGGGUACCAGUUUCACGAAUCUUUCGGCCCAUGGAAAGGAUGAUUUGGUCGCCUUUGCGGCAGAUCUUACGGAGAUGGACAAUAUUUAUGGCAAUAAGUGGUUCUGCGGCAUGCCGAACUUGAAGUUCAAGGAUUUGGAUCAGGGCGCGGCGACGCAUGUUUUUGCUGCUUUCGAUACCGGCAUUGUGCAGCGUAAUGGCGCUUUCCUGAGUGAUUGCCACAUUGCAGAUCCGCAUGAGGAGGAGGUUUACCCGUGGGCAACGAGCAAGGUUGACGCAGAGAGACUGUGGAAGUUGAGUGAGAAACUUGUUGGUCAGGAGUUCAACUAUUAA